AAUCAAACUAAAGUUAUCUUUUCGAUAUCCUAUAAAAACCCACGAUCCCCUUUCCUCCUCCCUUUGUCACUCCUCCUCCUCCUCCUCCUCCUCCUCCUCAUGAGAAAAAACCCCUAACAAAUUUCAAUAUCUGGGUCUCUCUUUCUGUGUUUGUAUUGUAUCUCUAAAAAUUCACCAUGUUUUCUACACCAUAUGUAUUGUUCUUUGCUCUGUUACUUUCGGUGCCAUUGAUAUUUCUUCUGGCACCUAAAAUUCUCCCACCAAAACAUCAACCAAUUUCUCUUCCUGAUGAACUUGAUGAUCUUGCUUUAUUUCGAAGAGCAUCUCUUGCAUCUAUGAAUCAUCCGCAAUCAAAAUCAUCAAUCUCACAUCUGGGUACAACAAAUCCACCACCGAAAAUCGCUUUUUUGUUUUUGACAAAUUCUGACCUAAUUUUUGCUCCUCUUUGGGAAAAAUUCUUCAAAGGGAAUGAAAAAUUGUAUAAUAUUUAUAUCCACGCAGAUCCAUCAAUCAAAAUAACACCUCCUGGUGGUGUAUUUAAUGGAAGGUUUAUAGCAGGUAAGAAAACAAAACGUGCAUCUCCAACAUUGAUUUCUGCUGCUAGAAGGCUUUUAGCAACUGCUCUUCUCGAUGAUCAAUCAAAUACGUUUUUUGCUCUGGUUUCUCAACACUGUAUUCCUCUCCACUCAUUUCGAUUUGUUUAUCACUCGUUAUUUGCAUCGCCUCAUACCGAGUCAUCUUCAAAAUCUUUAUCAACUGAGUCAUGGGUAACUCGUUGGAAUCGUCGUGGUCAAGUUAGAUACAGUAGUUUUAUUGAAAUUCUGGGUGAAGAACCAACACUACAGGAUAGAUAUACUGCAAGAGGAGAAAAUGUAAUGAUGCCUGAAGUAUCAUUUGAUGAUUUCCGUGUUGGAUCACAGUUUUUUAUACUAACUCGUCGUCAUUCAUUGCUUGUAAUUCGAGAUCGAAGGUUAUGGAGGAAAUUCAGAUUACCUUGUUUAAACAAAGAAUCUUGUUACCCAGAAGAACAUUAUUUUCCUACUUUGUUAUCUAUGGAAGAUCCUAAAGGUUGUACUCAUUUUACACUAACUAAUGUAAAUUGGACUGGUAGUACUGGUGGUCAUCCUCAUGAAUACAAGCCAGGAGAAAUCAGUGCUGAACUUGUUUACAGACUUAGGGUUUCAAAUUCAACAUACUCUUAUCUGUUUGCAAGGAAAUUCAAUGCCGAUACUUUGAAUCCGUUAAUGGAGAUUGCUGAUACCGUCAUUUUCAGAGACUGAAAAAUUCUCAGUAAUCAGAAACGUGCUACUGGAUGGUGUCAAAAGUGUGGGAGUGAGUUGACUCAGUGAGAGAGCUAGAGCCAACGAGUUUGAGGCUGUAUUGUAAAAUGAAUUGGGCAACUUGGAAAUCCGGGUAAAAAUAAGGAUCUUCUCGAUCCUGCUGGGAUGUUUUUUCUCUCGCAAAGCAAGAGAAGAACGAAUGAAGCAUCUUAAAAAGAUGAGAAUCCCAGGCCGAGAACCAGACCCAAAUAGCAGCCCAACUUGAGCCAAGUUCAAGUCAGGUUUUCUUUUUUCAUAGUUUUAGCAAGAAAAAGAAAUGAAAACAAAGCAAAAAAAAAAAAGGAGGUUUAUGUUUAAAAUUGUCCGUGGUUUUGUAUAUAUAUGUUUGAAUGGAAUCGUUGUUGGUCAGUAUAAGUCAAACUGUUCUUUUCCUUUAAGGUUCAGGAAAUGGGAAACAAAAGUGAAUGGUUUUGGGACUAUUGUAGAGAAUGAAAAAAAGAAAAGGUGGAAGGAAUCAGCCCCAUCAAUGCUUUACUUGCAACUCUUUGAAUGCCCCUUUUUGUUUUUGUAGCGUGUUGAGAAAAACAUUUGAAGAAAGAUGUAUCUGUAAUGGGAAUUGAGGAAAAUGAAAACCAAAUAUUCUCUCUA
Molecule: messenger RNA, 1928 nt
Organism: Papaver somniferum (opium poppy)
Lineage: Eukaryota; Viridiplantae; Streptophyta; Magnoliopsida; Ranunculales; Papaveraceae
Exons: 2
Coding region: 177-1280 (367 amino acids)
Cellular component (GO): membrane
Molecular function (GO): glycosyltransferase activity
Source: RefSeq, a predicted model, not a curated record